CACACACACAGAUACACACACACACGUGUUUGUGGGAAAGGCUACUACUAUUUAACCCAAGCAGAUUACACGCCCCCAUCACAUUCAGUGGUAGAGCUACAGACAGAAUAAUGAAGACUCUUAUCCUAGCGGUGGUUCUGCUGUUGGCAGUGACCAGCGGUUUUGCCCUGGAUUGCAACCGCUGUGUUCCGCUGAAACCGGGUGGAACCUGCACUGUCACCACGGAAACCUGCCCACCUGAAAAGGAUGCAUGCGCAGCUGCCAAGUUCCUCAGCGCCCCCUUCUCUCACUUCCAGAAGUGCAUCAGCAUGUCUGAUUGCCAGAUGCUGCAGACCAACUCCUACAUCAAUAUCAAGUGCUGCCAGAAGGAUCUCUGCAAUGUCUUCUAGAAUCUUCUAGAAUCUCCCAGAACAUUCCAGACCCUUCUGUUACCAUCUCUCCUGUUUACUAAAGUCUUCUUUAGGACUGCAUGCUAAGCAACUUUGUGAGCAUUGUUGUAAAAGAAAACUACCGAAUAUAACAAGAUUGGAUAAUAGAAAAUAAAAAAAGUGAUGGAGUACAUCGUUUUCUGAAAUAAAAAGUUCAGUCUAAAUAAAACAAUAUAUGACAAUG
Molecule: messenger RNA, 612 nt
Organism: Clupea harengus (Atlantic herring)
Lineage: Eukaryota; Metazoa; Chordata; Actinopteri; Clupeiformes; Clupeidae
Product: CD59B glycoprotein
Source: RefSeq, a predicted model, not a curated record